Amphiprion ocellaris (clown anemonefish) is the source of this 1921-nucleotide messenger RNA. RefSeq names its product cyclin-G2-like. The coding region runs from base 189 to 1193 and encodes 334 amino acids. Gene Ontology annotation, biological process: mitotic cell cycle phase transition; regulation of cyclin-dependent protein serine/threonine kinase activity. The record is from RefSeq and is a predicted model, not a curated record. NCBI's taxonomy places the organism in Eukaryota, Metazoa, Chordata, Actinopteri, Pomacentridae. Gene Ontology annotation, cellular component: cytoplasm; nucleus; cyclin-dependent protein kinase holoenzyme complex. The transcript is spliced from 8 exons. Gene Ontology annotation, molecular function: cyclin-dependent protein serine/threonine kinase regulator activity.
AGUUUGCAAGCUGGUUAGGGGUAACUUGUUUAUACAGGGCGGUCACCGCUUUUCAGCAGGGAGUGAGGAUUUGAAUUCUUUACAUACGCCGUUCACAGUCGUAAUCAAAAUGGAAACAUGAAGAAUUGAAGCUGAUUGUUGGGUCGCUGAGCUGUUGUUAUCCUGCAGUCGGCGGCUUCUGGACGAGGAUGAGAGAUCUUCAAGGCAUUGACAGCUUGGUCCUGAAGGAGUUGAAGUCAUGCUGUGCCAAAGAGUACAACUUUCUUCCCAAGGAGACUGGCCUGAAGCUGAUGGAGUCGGCCUCUGCGGAGAAGCACGGCGGAGUCUCUGCAAAAUGCAGAGAUGCCCGAGUGGAAGAACUGUGGAGCCUGACCAGCUUUUUUGGCUACAGCACCCAGACUUUUGUUCAAGCCAUCAGUCUGCUUGACAGAUUUCUCACCGUUAUGAAGGUCCAGCCUAAACACUUGCCCUGCAUUGGAGUCUGUUGUCUUCACAUUGCUGCCAAAAUGGUUGAGGAAGAGAGUAAUGUCUCACCCACCCAUGAACUCAUUCGCAUCAGCCAAAGCAAGUUCACUGUGUCAGACCUGUGUCGCAUGGAGAAGAUCAUCUCAGAGAAGCUCAGCAUGGAGCCCAAAGCAGUGACAGCCUUAACCUUUCUGCACCUCUACUACGCAGCCUUCACAUCCCUGCCUGCUGCAAGGGAGGAGAUCCCAAGCAUUGGGAGACUGGAAGCCCAGCUAAAAGCCUGCUUAUGCCGGCUUGUUUUCUCUAAGGCAAAACCGUCAGUGUUGGCCCUGUCCCUCAUUGCUCAGGAGUUUGAAGCCCUUCAGGCGGUGAUGUUGAUGAAGAUUGUCCAGCAAUUCCAAAGACAUCUAAAGAUCAGUGGCAGCGAGCUGCUCCACUGGAAGGAACUUGUGGCCAAGUGCAUGACCGAGUACCGCUCGAGUGAAUGUAAUAAGCCAGACAACAAAAAGCUUGUCUGGAUCGUGUCCAGGAGAACAGCACAGAAUCUUCAGGCCAGUCACUUCAGUGUACCUGGUCUGCCUACUAUUCCUGAGAGGAGCUGGGAUGAGAGUGAGAGCGAGGAUUCCUGCGAGGACAUGAGCUGUGGAGAAGACAGUCCAUGCGGCUCUUUAGGAAGCGACGGCGAAGGAGCCUUCUUCCCCUCAACGUUUCUUACCAGCAGAAAGUAGAGUCUUUGUUGUGCAGCAACACCAGAUGAUGUGUAUUUGUCCCCUGAAUUGUACAGAUUUCAGGGCAGACCUGAGUGUUUCACUUGUGUUUCGUAGUUAUGCCAAUUGACAGGUUUUUCUCAUGAAGUGCCUGUGUUCGUUCAGUUUACCGUCUGUUUCUUUUAAUGUCAAAACAAACAUAUCGUAACGAUGCAAAAAUGGAAAAACUGCAAUAUUUUGGCAGCUUGAUGGCAAUACAUGUGAAUGUCUUUCUUCCGAGAUGUUCUCUUUGUGUUUGUUUGUGUCCGAGCUCGACACAUUCCAGGAAAAUGGUGAAGCACAAGGAAGAGGUCGGUCAUGAGGUACACUCACCGUUGAAUACCAGCUAACACACUAGCACAUCCUCAAUCUUUUUUUUUUACAACUGCAAAAGUAUGUACGCCAACGUGUUAUCCUAAUGUGACAUAUGACGUUGUUGUGUGAAAAUACCGGACUGUAAAUGCAUGAAUACGUUGACUUCUGUGAUGAUGAAUGGAUGUUGUUUAACGUGUACCACGAUAAGCUUACUGUAAAAAAAAAAAAAACAAAACUAUAAAAUGUUUAAAAAAUGUACAUAACCUGUAUAAAAAGAAGAAAAAAAAUUAUGUUUUGUGAAUGCUGCACAAAGUGUGAUGUAUUCAGAUAUAAUGUGAAAUAUGUUGGCAGGUCAGAAAUAGUCCUUCCAAAUAAAAAAAAGUACUUUCUAUCAA